This is a messenger RNA of Aspergillus chevalieri, 294 nucleotides long. RefSeq names its product YqaE/Pmp3 family membrane protein. Bases 1 to 294 code for a protein of 97 amino acids. Gene Ontology annotation, cellular component: membrane. The transcript has 3 exons. NCBI's taxonomy places the organism in Eukaryota, Fungi, Ascomycota, Eurotiomycetes, Eurotiales, Aspergillaceae. The record is from RefSeq and is a predicted model, not a curated record.
AUGGCGGGGAUAUUUCCAAUGUUUUUGGUGAUUCUUGUGACUCUGCUUGUACCUCCUCUUGGUAUCCUUUUGAUCUCUGGUUGCAACGUCGAUCUGUGUGUCAAUAUCCUCCUCACGAUUUUGGGCUACUUACCUGGUCUCAUCCACGCCUUAUAUCUCGAGCAUGUCUACUAUAGCCGCCGCAACAUUGAUCCAGCUGCUGCGCCCCGGAAAGAUGCACCUGGCGUGUAUUCGAGCCGUAUCCAACAUGGUGGGCGCCAUCAUCAAGCGCAGAGGAGCUACGGCACGGUGUGA